Messenger RNA from Anopheles bellator, 4918 nucleotides. RefSeq names its product plastin-1 (gene Fim). The record is from RefSeq and is a predicted model, not a curated record. Bases 558 to 2693 code for a protein of 711 amino acids. The transcript is spliced from 6 exons. Gene Ontology annotation, molecular function: calcium ion binding; actin filament binding. Gene Ontology annotation, cellular component: cytoplasm; actin filament bundle; actin filament. Gene Ontology annotation, biological process: actin filament bundle assembly; actin filament network formation. NCBI's taxonomy places the organism in Eukaryota, Metazoa, Arthropoda, Insecta, Diptera, Culicidae.
UCGAAUCGAAAAGCGCAACUCGUGUCGCAGCUUAGUUUGACGAGCAUCGCCUUCAUCGCAAAUACUACGCGCGGCCACAUACUAUCAGGAGGUUAUCAAUCUUCGGCGAGUGCAGCGUGCCCCUCGCGUGAAUGAGGUAGUGAAUGCAAGUGAGCCCAGCCGUGUAGCCUUUCGUUGCGCCCAACCAGUGAGCCAUCCGAGGCGGGAGCAAAGUGGGAAGCACAUAGAAAGCAUCUAAAAAUUGGCGAUUAGUGCAGCCAGCAGUGCAUCUGGUGCAGUGCGAGAUAACCGUUUCAACCGGGCAACGUAGUUUUUGAUAGUUCAUAGUUAAGCAGCGCGACUGCGGCGUAAUACAAGUUUUUUGUAGGCUGAUCAAAAUAUAUACACCACCCACAGUGGCCUCUUCGCGGUGAGCGUGUGUGUGGGUUUGUGUGGCCAACAGCAUACCGGGAAGAGUGUGAGCGAGCGAGACGGCGCGUGAAGUAACACCAGCAUCAUCCGUGAGCCUUUUGGGGGUCCGACCGUGCGCGUGCGACAGAGUGCAAGAUACAACAAAAAUGGCUUCUUUUAGAAAUGCGCACAAGAGCCUAUCGGUCGAGGAGCGUGCCGAGAUGAAGGAGAAAUUCGAAGAGAUCGAUGCGAACAAAGAUGGUUUCAUAGAGCUGAAGGAGCUGAAGGAGGCGCUCGAUCAGGUCGGCUUCAAGCUGCCCGGCUACCAGAUCCGCCUGAUGAUUGACGAGUACACGAACAAGCAGCGCUCGCAGCACAUGGGCAAACUGUCGUACGAUGAGUUCGAGUCGCUCUGCAUGGACCUGAAGGCACAGGACGUGGCGAGCACGUUCAAGAAGGUGGUGUCGAAGAAGGAGAACCUGGAAACGCUCGGUGGGAUGUCGGACUCGUCGGCCGCCGGCACGACACACUCGGUGCGCGUCGAGGAGCAGCUCGCGUUCAGCGACUGGAUCAACUCGAACCUGGUGCACGAUCCGGACCUCAAGCACCUGCUGCCCCUCGAUCCGGAGGGCAAGCAGCUGUACGACAAGAUGAAGGACGGUAUACUGCUGUGCAAGAUCGUCAACCACUCCUGCCCGGACACGAUCGACGAGCGCGCCAUCAACAAGAAGAACCUGACCGUCUACACCAAGUUCGAAAACUUGACGCUGGCCCUCGUGUCCUCGCAGGCGAUCGGUUGCAAUAUCGUCAACAUCGAUGCGCACGAUCUGGCCAAAGGCAAACCGCAUCUGGUGCUCGGUCUGCUCUGGCAAAUCAUCCGUAUCGGGCUGUUCAGUCACAUCACACUCGACAGCUGCCCCGGACUGGCGACCCUGCUGUCCGACGGUGAGCGGCUCGAGGACCUUAUGAAGUUGUCGCCGGAAGCGAUACUGCUGCGAUGGGUGAACCACCAUCUGGAGCGGGCCGGCAUCGCGAGGCGUUGCACCAACUUCCAGAGUGACAUCUCCGACUCGGAGGUGUACUCCUACUUGCUGAACCAGAUUGCCCCCAAGGAUGCCGGUGUUAACUUGGAAGCACUCAGGGAACCAAACGCCUUAAACCGUGCCGAAGUAAUGCUGCAGCAGGCCGCCAAGCUGAACUGCCGCUCGUUCGUCACCCCGCAGGAUGUGGUCAAUGGUGUCUACAAACUGAACUUAGCUUUUGUGGCGAACCUCUUCAACAACCACCCGGGCUUGGACCAGCCGGAGGAAAUCGAAGGGCUCGAGUCGAUCGAGGAAACGCGCGAAGAGAAAACGUACCGUAACUGGAUGAACUCGAUGGGUGUGAAGCCGCACGUCAACUGGCUGUACUCGGAUCUGGCGGACGGGUUGAUCAUCUUCCAGCUGUGCGACAUCAUCCAGCCGGGAAUCGUGCAGUGGAAGCGUGUCCACCAGAAGUUUACGCCACUGCGGAAGUUCAUGGAGAAGCUGGAGAACUGUAACUACGCCGUCGAACUGGGCAAACAGCUCAAGUUCUCGCUGGUCGGCAUUGCCGGGCAGGAUCUGAGCGAUGGCAAUGCGACGCUCACCUUGGCCCUAAUCUGGCAGUUGAUGCGUGCGUACACGCUGUCGAUUCUGUCGCGCCUUGCCAACACCGGCAAUCCGAUCAUCGAGAAGGAGAUCGUACAGUGGGUCAACUCGAAGCUGCAGAAUGCCGGCAAGCGCACGAGCCUGAAAAACUUCCAAGACUCGGCCAUCGCCGACGGCAAGAUCGUGAUCGACCUGAUCGACGCCAUCAAGCCGGGCAGCAUCAACUACGACAACGUCCGGGAAGGUGGCAACGCCGAGGAGAACCUCGAGAACGCAAAGUACGCCGUAUCGAUGGCGCGCAAAAUCGGUGCCCGGGUGUACGCCCUACCGGAGGACAUUACCGAGGUGAAAUCGAAGAUGAUCAUGACCGUGUUUGCGUGCCUGAUGGCUAUGGACUACGUACCGAACAUGGACAGUGCCGCCACCAAGACGACACCGGUCGCGUCUGUAUCGCCGCAGCAGCCGUACAAUAACGGAGUGGCCGCUUCCCCCGAACCCAAACCGAUGGUGGAGAUCGUCGAAGCAGAACCAGCCGCCGUCGUUACGAAUGGCAACGGAACGUUGGAAGAGAAUCACGACACGGACGAAGUGGUCGCCGGUGCCACGAUACAACCGACGGCAGUAUCUCCGACACCGCCGACAGCCAAUGCCGUUAUCGAUGAGUUUGCUGAUUGAACGAACGGAACAUUGAAAGGACUGCGAUGCGACGGAUAGCGAAACCGAAUCGCGGCCGUGCGUUCGCGGCCUGUCAUCGUGCUUGGCGAUAUGAUGUCAGUGAUCAGUCAAUACAAUACGUGGGUUAAGCGGGACGCUACGUGACUAAUGCAACAAAAGGCCGAGACAUUGUGUAAGCAACCGGUAUGCGUGUGUUUUGUAUGUAUGUACGUAUUUUGUGUACGUAAGCGUGUGACUGCCCGUUUGUGCGUGCGAUAGAAGUUAAGAUUGUAGAACUCCCCACUGUUUCCACCCUCCCACGGGGGGCCAUCACGUGGUUACGAGAUGAUGUAUGCUUGCGUGGCCAGACAACCAAGCAUCCUAGGGUCGGUGAGAGUAAGUGGGGACAACUCGUUUCGGAUUUAAUGCAAUAAUAACUAAUACGGACAUCUAUUGUAACAAUUAUAAUAAUUGUAGUGGUAACGAUAAAAAAUGACGAACGAGAGUUAUAAACGCACGUUUGAGGCACUGCGAACGUGAAUGAGUUUCAGUUAUUUUUAUGUCCCCCGAAGCUUAAAAGUGGACCGAAAAUGUGCUGGUAUUAUUUUGUGCUUUUACUUUUAUCAGCAACUGCUUGCAAUGCCACAAAGAUUCACGGAAAGGUUAGCUGAUGGAUAGAGUGUUUCCAACAGAAUGGCAAUCAGAACUACUCUCUCGCCAACAAAGCGCAGAGAACCCCUCUGACCUUACAGCAACAGCAAUGAAGGGUCUUGAGUAACUCCCGCAAGUUUGAGUAUAAAACAAAAUGAACAUACACAUACAAAAAUGCAGAACGUGCCAAAAGUUGAGUUAAAGAAAGGGAAAGGUGGAUUGCUACUGAAUUUGCUGCUAAAGUUAUUUUUUGCAGGCCUCGGACGGCCUGGAUGUGCAAUCCGUGGGCACCCCCGGGGCUGGGUUAUGCUUCUUCUGCUUUUCGCACGUCUAUUGAGCACAUUUCGAGAGAAGAUUGAGCAACGUUGAGCAUAAAAUGGAUUUGUUCACGUUUUCAAAGGAACUGUGUUAUUUAGCAAAAACAAGUGGGAAUAGUGACUCUAAGGUCCGUAUUCCUGGAAAGUGACAGAAGGAACACGUGCAACAAUUUAGUUAAACAUAUGUCUACGAUUUGGUGGCUACGAAUAGUUUGUUUUUCCCUUCUUGUGCUUAAUUUUAACCGAAGCGUUCCAUUUUCUCUCACUAAACAGAGAACGGAACCUAUACGCACCUGCAAAGAUCCGACGCUGCCCGUGAUCCGAGCGGUGCGGGAUUUAUAUUGAUGAAACUAAUCAUCUGUAACGCAGUAUUAAGCUUCACUAACGUAGGUAAAGGAAUGGGGUCACAGCAUGAGUCAAAGUAAUGCGCCGAUGUAUACAGGAAAGGAUACAAGUGUACAGGACAAAGGACAAAUCGCAUUCAUAUCGUUACAGGCUAAGUGAGCUUUAGUUUGGGCUUUUUGUUUGUUUUGUUUUUUCUCUUCCCUUUUUUUAACCAUUAGAUUGAUAAGUAGCAAUACGAAUCCGCUUGGAGAAACAAUUUAAACACGGACCCCCAAGGGACAUCGGAAUGGAAGCAAGAAUCAGGAAGGCGUGUGGACGUGUGUGCUUAGAGCAAGUUAGAAGAAAAAGGGGGGGCAUAGUGUCUAAUCAGCUUAUAAUGGAAUUAAAAACAAACCAUUAAUCAUAACCUACGUUAAAGUUUCCAUACUAAUUUGUGUGUUAAGAUGGGAAAAAGUAUCCCCGCAAGGAUGCGAGCGCAUUCGCCUGGGAAUUGAGCCCCGAACCGAAUUGAUUGGUCGUUAAAACGAUAUCAGCCCGUUUACAAUCCAAAAUUCUCACUGCACUCCCCAAUUUCCUAUGUCGGAAAAAAAUAACUAACGUUGAGUGGAAAUUUAAACAAUUCAACAAACAGCUUAAUUUGAACUUAAUUUAAUUAAAACAUUUGAACAGCUUAAUAUGUGCCCUGUAACGAUGCGGCGCAGAAUCGGAAUGGGGCAACAGCUGGUGCCAACUCCCGGACGGUGUGCAACUAAUUUAACGAUACGUUCAUCUGCUCAGCGUCAACUUUUCAAUUUCAAAAUACAAUGAGGAUGGGAUUCAACACAUCUGUCACAUGCGGUAUUAGUCGUAGGGUCACAGGCUUUGGAACCAGGAUACGGGAAAAAAGAGAAUCGUUUAUUUGCUCGCAUGAAAUAAAACCACAUUCGAUUAAAA